GCGACAACAACACAUCGCCUUCGAUUCUCCCUUUGUUACCGUGCAUACCUUUCAGACUCCCUUGCCCGUCGGUCAGAGUAGCCUCAAAUAUAGCCACCAUGGCCGACCCUCAGACCUCCAACAUGUCCCAGUCUAGGCCGCGCUCCAAGAGUAUGUCCCAAGCAUCCGAGAGCUCACAAACAGCGGCAGAGUAUAUUAAAGAGCAACUCAGCCUUGAGGUUGAAGCCCGCGAGGCCCUGCCAUAUCAAUUUGAUACUUGCACUCGCGACCUCGGCGCCAUCCGUCAGAGUCUGUUCUCGUGCCUUACCUGCAAUCCGCCGCCCGAAGAACCUUCUGAGGCUUACACCCCCGCUGGCGUCUGCUAUUCGUGUUCCAUCUCAUGUCACGGUGAACACACCCUCGUCGAGCUCUUCGCCAAACGCAGCUUCGUUUGCGAUUGCGGGACAACGCGCCUCCCUGAGGCAAGCGCAUGCACCCUCCGAGUGAACUCAAAGACAGGCCAGAAGGGCGAUGUGACCGGGGAAGAGCCGGCAGCCGGUAACCAUUAUAACCAGAAUUUUCGGAACAGGUUCUGCGGCUGCAACGAGCAGUAUGAUCCGCACCAAGAGAAGGGAACCAUGUUCCAGUGUCUCGGCCUUGGAACAGUGGAGGACGGUGGCUGUGGGGAAGACUGGUGGCAUCCGGAGUGUGUCGUGGGACUCAGCCGUGAGGAGUAUAAGAAGAGCAUCGAGAAGCCUAAAAUUGAUAAGACGAAAGAAUCUCCGAAUAAACCGGCGAACGGAAUCACGAAGGAGGUUAGUGUCACAAGAGAGGAAGAGCCAGUGGAUGUCCUGGAUGUCCACUCCAGCGCAAGGAGGCCUUCCAUUGUCACUUCAAUAGCGGCUGGUAAUGGAAUCGAUGGGAACAAUACUGCCGCAGAUGCAGACGGUGACGAGGAUGAAGAUGAUGAACCUCCACUCCCUCCAGGCUUUCCUAACGAGGACGACUUCGAUACCUUCAUUUGUUACAAGUGCGUAGAGGCGUUCCCUUGGAUAAAGAAAUAUGCAGGCACGCCUGGAUUUCUUCCACCUGUAUAUUUCAGUGCGACAUUGAACACUAAGGCUGCCGAGGCAUCCACUGCGCCAGUUUCCAAGCCUGUAAAUAGCGAGUCCAAGAAGCGCAAGGCUUCUGACGACGAUGAAGAAUCCGUCAACUCUAUCCCCAUGGGUCCGCCUAAGCGUCAGAAAUCCGAAGACCUUGCCACCACGCUCUCCUCCGUUCCAGAGACCGUGACGCUUCCCCUCACACCGAAGAAGCAAGACUCGAACAUUUGCAAGCUUUCUACGCUUCCACCAGCUCCAACCUCGACAACCCCCUUUACUAUCUUUCUAAAACAAGACUUCCGCGACCAUCUCUGUCAUUGCACUACUUGUUUCCCUCUCUUAAAGGCCCACACACAGCUCAUCGAGGAGGAAGAUACCUAUGAGCCACCCAUCUCCGAAGACGGCGAAGGCGCCCCAUCGGCAGGUACAGGAUCUAUCUAUGAUCGUGGAGAAGCGGCAUUCAGCACGAUGGACCGCGCCCGUGCGAUUCAGGGGGCAAUGGCAUACGCCCAUCUGAAGGACAACCUCAAGACUUUCCUGCAGCCAUUCGCGGAGAGUGGACAGGCUGUUGGAGCCGAGGAUAUCAAGGCAUAUUUUGAGAAACUGAGGGGUGAUGAAAAGGGGAUCAAGGAGGCGGCUGGGAGCGCGGCACAGAGUAAUAGGAAGAAUGACGACGGCGAGAAUGGAGGCAACAGUGGGGAUAAUAGGAGGGAGCAGAGUGGUUACUGAAGUUCCAUCUCUUCCUCCUUGAGAUGACUCCAUUUUUGUAUUCUGGGGUAUAAGAGCCUGGAUGAGGAGUAUAAGAAAGUAGCUUUGGACCCAUACUGAGGCUGGCGUUCCGGGAAGGAGGCGUUGGAGACGUCGGCCCCGCG
This is a messenger RNA of Lindgomyces ingoldianus, 1954 nucleotides long. RefSeq lists its product as uncharacterized. Gene Ontology annotation, cellular component: cytoplasm. Lineage: Eukaryota; Fungi; Ascomycota; Dothideomycetes; Pleosporales; Lindgomycetaceae. The transcript is spliced from 3 exons. The coding region runs from base 99 to 1811 and encodes 570 amino acids. The record is from RefSeq and is a predicted model, not a curated record. Gene Ontology annotation, molecular function: zinc ion binding; ubiquitin protein ligase activity.